This is a messenger RNA of Mercurialis annua (annual mercury), 1844 nucleotides long. Its product is annotated as F-box/LRR-repeat protein 25-like. The record is from RefSeq and is a predicted model, not a curated record. The coding region runs from base 297 to 1700 and encodes 467 amino acids. NCBI's taxonomy places the organism in Eukaryota, Viridiplantae, Streptophyta, Magnoliopsida, Malpighiales, Euphorbiaceae. Gene Ontology annotation, molecular function: protein binding. The transcript has 5 exons.
AUUUUUGAACUUUUUAUUUCUGAAAUGGAGGGAAAUAUUGUAGCCUCUUCGCGGUAAACAUAUAAUAUUUUGUUGGCUGCGAAAAAAUGAGAGAAUUCUGAAAACAAAGAGAUGGUAAAGAUUGUUGAUGGUAAAUCACUGAUGAGUAACAACAAAAUCCGCAACACUACUCUACAGAUUUGAAGGAAGUUAGGGUUACGGAAACGAACAACAAUAAGAAUUGACUCAUAUCUUGAAGGAAGUUAGGGUUCUGGGUCCACAUUAUAUUUCUGUUUAUAGACGAAUUGUUUUGUGACAUGAAAGAUUUGAAGGAAGCUACGGUUACGGAAAUGAACAACAACAAGAAGAAAGCUAUAAGGAGACUCAAAUGUGUUGGAGAAGAUCGUAUUAGUGAGCUGCCUGAUGCGAUUAUCAUCCAUAUCCUCUCUCUUUUGCCAUCAACCAAAUUAUGUGCUAAGACUUCAGUUUUGUCCAAAAGAUGGCACAAUCUUUGGACCUAUGUGCCUAAUCUCAUUUUCUCUCAAUCUCACUUCCCAGAUAUUUUGAUUGAUGAACUUGAGUAUCAAUUAGACAUCAUAAAAAGAGUGGUCAACAAAACACUAGCCCUUCACUCUUCUUCAAAGCUCAAUACAUUCUCCAUCGAAAUUUCAGAUAUACGCCCAUUGUAUUCUUCCAUUGAGUCGUGGCUUCAACUAGCUGUGGGAAGGGCGGUUGAGUCACUUACAUUAGAAUUCAUCCACAAUGGCCGUAGCUCCACUGGUUAUUUGUUGCCUCAAUUCCUAUACUCUAAUUCCCAUAUCCGAAUUUUAACUACUAAGCUUUGUGAAUUUGUGCCUGAUGGGAGAAUUUCAUGGUCAGCACUGAAAGAGUUGAGUAUAUGGCGAGCAACUUUGAAUGAUGAUGUCAUUCAAAAUAUUUUGUAUGGUACUCCACUUCUUGAAAACUUGCACUUGAUCCUCUGCUGCGGAAUCAAAUUGCUUGACUUAUCUUUAAAACCUGAGUUGAAAACGUUGGUCAUAAACGUUAGUAAUUAUGACUCCGAGCUUAAAAUUGUGGGUCCUUAUGUUGAGACAUUGAAAAUUUCCUGGACUUCGGAUAAUUUCAAGUGCAAGUUGAUGAAUAUGUCGUCUUUAGUCAAAGCUACCCUGGAUUUUGAACUUAUAGAUCAUGAAGAUGAUCCCCAAGAGAGCUGUCUGGAUAUGGUCGACGAACUCGUUGAGAAUGUUCUUCCUGCUGAGCAACUACAACUAACGAAUUUCUGUACUCAGGCUCUCUCAACAUUGAGGAUGGAUGUUAUGGAGUCUCUAUCAUCAAAUUUGAGAUCUUUAGAUGUCGACUGUCGCGGUGAAGAGUACCUCUGUGGGAUUGAACGCGUUCUUCAGUGCUCACAUAAGCUGGAGAAGUUAGUUAUAUAUUUCGACUACGGUAGGUCUUUUAAGUAUGAUGGAUAUAGAAAGGAUUAUUGGACAAAUGCAGAGAUACCGAGUUGUUUGGAUUCCCAUCUCAAGACCAUCGAGAUAUCUGGCCUGAUAAGAACUCGAGUUGUAGUCGAAUUUCUCCAGUUCUUGCUCAAGAAUUCAAGGGUAUUGGACAAUAUGAUUUUACGUCAUUUUAACCAUAAAUAUGGUUUGAUAUUGGCUGAGAGGCUGUCAAGCUAUCCAAGGUCUUCGCAGAAAGCAGUGUUUCUAGCUCCUAAAUGAUGGUACUAUAUAUAACAAUGUAGCAAGAAUAUUUGAGAUUGCUUUUGUUUUUUUACUCCUUGUUAUCCAUCUUUUUUAGAAUAUGAUUAGCUCAUACAAAGGCUCAUGCCAUAUUUUGAUUUUUAUUAAUUAGCCCUUUAUACA